This is a messenger RNA of Strongylus vulgaris, 579 nucleotides long. The record is from the annotation of a GenBank genome assembly. NCBI's taxonomy places the organism in Eukaryota, Metazoa, Nematoda, Chromadorea, Rhabditida, Strongylidae.
AUGUUUGGUCGUCGCCAAAUGCAAAAACCAUUUGAAGACGCCUCAUUCGCUUUGGAUAUCGCUCAUAUGGUUUCCUGUCUUGACGAAUACGGUCCUGUUGAAGUGGAAGUGCCGAUUAAUAUUGCGCUUAUCAAGUAUUGGGGUAAGAGAGAUGAGGAUCUGAUACUUCCCGUCAACAGUUCACUGUCGUUAAACAUCGAUGCUCUCGUUGCGCGCACGCGCGUGCGAUGUUCUCGCAGCGUUACAGAUUCUGUCACGAUUAACGGUGUUGUGGUGGAUCUGGACAAGAGCAAAAGGUUUCGACGUUGUUUUGAUUUUGCUCGUGAUCUUCUAAAAAAGCAAAUAGAACAUGGAGAUACCAAGCUUAAUCUACCGACUUAUGGUUUCGAGGUAUCGUCUAGCACAAACUUUCCAGUUGCUGCUGGUCUGGCGUCUUCUGCUGCAGGAUUUGCUGCCAUUGCGAUUGCCAUUGGACAAUUGUUUGAGCUUUCAAUGACAGAGGUUUCAACUCUAGCCAGACUAGGUGCUCAGAAUGUUGUUAUUGGAUCAUUUUCAAUAGUGAUGUGGUUUCCUGUUUAA